AUGAAGACCAUUCUCUCUGCGCUCGUUGCGGCCACCAUGGCAAGCAUCACUCAUGCCUCUCCAUUUGACGCUGGACUUGUUGCUCGGGAUGAGAGCGUGAUCCCCUGCCCCAUCGGCCUUCUGGGCUGGGAGGAUCCAGUCACCCCCGAAGGUCCUGAUGUGUACUACGAGGGCGCCGACAUCGAGGCCAUCAACGCUCAGAUUCUUGCCGAUACCCCCGAGGCCUCCAUAUUUGUCAACAUCACCGAGUCUGAUGUUGAGAAGAGAGCCGGGCACGGCAGCAGCCCCAUCGAAGCUCGCCAGGCCUAUUCUCAAACCUGCGGAGCCGGACGCUGGGGCCUCUUGUCCCAGAUCGAUAUCCAAACUGGUAUCAACCAUUUGUACAACGUCGGUCGCUGCAUUGUGCAGGCACGCCAGUGCAUUCGGACCACAUGCAAUCAGGACUCGGCCAUUGCGUGGUGCAACGACAACACGUACGCCAUCAACGUCCCGUGCAGCACCGUCGCCGACUUCGCUUCCCUUGCCAUGUGGGAAUGCGUCAACUGGCGCGAGAUCCCCUUCCCGAAUCUUCCCUCUACCCAGCGUUUCCACGAAGCCGAGCGCUGUAAUGUUAUUCUAUCGGAAUGCGGCUUCUUCAACCCUGGUGGCCAGCCGGUUUGA
Messenger RNA from Colletotrichum phormii, 660 nucleotides. RefSeq lists its product as uncharacterized. NCBI's taxonomy places the organism in Eukaryota, Fungi, Ascomycota, Sordariomycetes, Glomerellales, Glomerellaceae. The record is from RefSeq and is a predicted model, not a curated record. The coding region runs from base 1 to 660 and encodes 219 amino acids. The transcript has 3 exons.